This is a messenger RNA of Aspergillus versicolor CBS 583.65, 1072 nucleotides long. RefSeq lists its product as uncharacterized. The transcript has a single exon. Lineage: Eukaryota; Fungi; Ascomycota; Eurotiomycetes; Eurotiales; Aspergillaceae. The coding region runs from base 174 to 800 and encodes 208 amino acids. The record is from RefSeq and is a predicted model, not a curated record.
ACAGAAAGAUAAUCUCAAGAAGUAUCUGAGCUAGAUUUACUAAGUCGACAAUGGCAGACAACUCUCCAUCCCUCAUUCCCUUCCUCGGUGCCAUGACGGCGUCCCAGAGGGAAGGUGUAAGUGCCUCAGACAAACGCCAUUCAAACAGAGUACAUGGUUAAAAUGCUAACAACAUGAAGCAAAGAUACUCGGCAGGUAACGGCUCAACGGGCUCAUACCCCAACGUCGGUGAUACGGAGUCUCCCUAUCCCCAGUCCUACCAUACCCAGACACCCACUCGAUCCAUCCACAUCGACUUUACCGGCUGGCCACAGAGAGUACUCGGAAUCACCGAAGGCAGCCCCAGCGGCGCAGUCAUCUACCGUCUGGAUUUGACACAGAACCGACAGAUGAAAUUCUGUAGUGCAAGAACAUCCAACAGCCCGCUCGCAACCGCCACCAGUCGAGGAAGUACUAGCCUCGACGUGACCAUCGACGGGCAGAGAGUUGCCGUGGACAUCAAGACCAGACUCAGAAAGGAGGGGCAGUACCGGUCACCGACCUUGCAAAAUUCCCCUUUGACCUGGAAGAGCCGGAGUAUGAAGGUGGUCGACUUUGAGCUGCGGGAUGGGAACGGAACCCUGCUGGCCCAGUUUAACCCUCACCCUUCGUGGUCUCGACGCAAGGCAGGUCGUCUGGAUCUCUUCGGCCCCAGUGUCAGCGGCGGCCGGCUGAUGGAGGAGAUUAUGGUGACGGGGCUCUCUUUGGUCCAUUCAACCGACAUUCAACUUGAGGCGGCAGCAGCAGGGGCAUCUUCGUGAAUUGCUUUUGUUAGACUUAUAGAGUGAGACAGUGUUCGUUCGAGUAUGUUGGAAUUUGGCGAAAUUGUAUUCGGCGUUGGAACGUCGAGGGUCUUCUAUAUUUGGGUCUUUGAGUGGCGUUCAGGGAGACACUGUUGAUUUGUACUGUUGCACAUACUGUAGAUCGUCAGCGGGAAUACGAGAAACAUUUAUGCAGUUAUGCUAUCAGGCCGCCCGGACGGGAAACCGUAGUGCUGGGUGCCUAUAAGAUACCAGGAGAAGAGGCGAGUUCA